Colias croceus (clouded yellow) is the source of this 1330-nucleotide messenger RNA. RefSeq names its product histone deacetylase 8-like. NCBI's taxonomy places the organism in Eukaryota, Metazoa, Arthropoda, Insecta, Lepidoptera, Pieridae. Gene Ontology annotation, molecular function: histone deacetylase activity. The record is from RefSeq and is a predicted model, not a curated record. The transcript is spliced from 9 exons. The coding region runs from base 27 to 1313 and encodes 428 amino acids.
UCCGUGACAGAUUUAAUAGGCACGAUAUGGCAAAAAGAACUUGUUAUGUAUGGGAUCAAAAUUUAUUAGAACAAUGUGAUCGUUUGCCUGCUGUUACUAACAGAGCUUCUAUGAUACAUAGUCUUAUUACAGCAUAUGAGCUUACAGAAAAGAUGCAAAAUGUAAAUUCUGUUCCAGCAACAGUUGAAGAUUUAAAAUUAUUUCAUACAGAAAGGUACCUAGAUCAUUUAAAAACCCUGGAAGUUAUUGAUGAAGAUUACAUAUCUCAUACGCAAGAUGAAGAGUUCGGAAUUGGAUAUGAUUGUCCGCCGGUAUGCGAGAUGUACAAGCUUGUAUCUGUUAUUGCUGGAGGCUCCAUAACUGCCGCAAAAUGUCUGCUCCUAGGCAUUGCAGAUGUAGCGAUCAAUUGGUGCGGUGGAUGGCACCAUGCACAGAGGUCUGGUGCAGAAGGUUUUUGUUAUGUUAAUGAUAUAGUGUUAUGUAUAGAAAAGUUGAAACAAAAAUUUCAAAGAGUCCUCUAUAUUGACUUAGAUGUUCAUCAUGGUAAUGGUGUCCAAGAUGCAUACAACUUAAGUAAAUCAGUGUUCACACUGUCAUUGCACAAAUAUGAGGCUGGAUUUUAUCCAGGAACCGGCUGUAUAGAUGACAUAGGCACUCUAACUGGCAAAGGGUUCAUGUGUAAUGUCCCACUGUAUGCAGCAUACUGUGAUGAUACAUUUGAAUAUGUGUUUGAAAAAAUAUUUGAGAAAGUAUAUGAAAAGUUUGAGCCAGAAGCUGUAGUUGUACAAUGUGGGGCCGACGCACUCGCAAGGGAUCCAAAUGGUGGUGCUGGGUUGACAACAAAGAGUUACUGUAAAUGUAUUAGGGAUGUAUUGAAUAAGAAUAAACCUACAGUUCUUUUAGGUGGAGGAGGAUAUAAUCAUAGCAAUGCAGCAAGACUUUGGGCUUCUAUCACAGCAUUAGUUGUUGGAGUUGAUUUAGAUGAAAAUAUACCUGAACAUGAUUAUUGGCCACAGUAUGGACCUGAUUUUAUGCUCAAUAUUCAUCCAUUACUGACCAAAGAUGAAAACUCUAGGAAAUAUCUAGAUCAUUGUAUAGCAAGAAUUACAGAUAACUUAGAAAAACAUCUGAGCUCAAAUACGCGCCAAAAACACAAGCAAUGCAAUCAUGAUGCAAUAGAAGAGGAUAAUAGUGAAAUUGUGCAUAUGAGUAAUCAAUUCAAAAAAUAUAAGAUGACACUUUACCAUAAUAACAUGACUAAUACAGAAAUUAGUGAUACCUCCAAGACUGAUGUAUAUAAUUUUAUUGAAUAAAUGUAAUAUGUAAUUGU